This is a messenger RNA of Cucurbitaria berberidis CBS 394.84, 1455 nucleotides long. RefSeq names its product kinase domain-containing protein. The transcript has a single exon. The record is from RefSeq and is a predicted model, not a curated record. Gene Ontology annotation, molecular function: protein kinase activity; ATP binding. Lineage: Eukaryota; Fungi; Ascomycota; Dothideomycetes; Pleosporales; Cucurbitariaceae. The coding region runs from base 1 to 1455 and encodes 484 amino acids. Gene Ontology annotation, biological process: protein phosphorylation; spliceosomal complex assembly; regulation of mRNA processing.
AUGUCGACCUUUACGGACGCUGAAGAGGAAGAGUACUACGACAUUCGCUUCCUACUCCCCCAGGGUGUCGGCGUCGAUACGGAAGACAUCGAGAAAUACAGGCCCGGGGGCUUCCAUCCUGUUCACUUGGGCGACAGGUACGAUGAUGGGCGCUACAGAAUUGUGCAUAAGCUUGGUGCCGGUGGCUUCUCCACCGUUUGGCUCGCUCGGGACGAGGACAGGAAGAAGUGGGUGGCUCUGAAGAUAGUCGACGCUGAGCAUUCGGCAUCGGCUGCUGAAAAGAGUGUCCUGAGCCACGGCGUCACCUCAAAUCUGCAAGCCAGCGGAGCACAGUUUGUGGUGGAGCAUCACCGACAAUUCACCUUUGACGGACCAAACGGCCACCAUCUAUGCCUCGUCCUGCCCGUCCUUGGCCCAUCGGCGUCUGAGCUGUCCUAUCACUUCACUUGCCGACUCACACCACAGCUCGCUCGGACAGUUGCCUAUCAAGCCACGAGAGCAAUCGCCGAUCUUCAUUCACAAGGCCUUUGCCACGGGGACGUAACAACGGGGAAUUUUUGCCUCAGCCUUUGUGACAUCGACCGCUUUGGAGAAGGUGACAUCUACCGCUUGUUCGGCCGCCCAACAACGGGAGAGCUGGAGACCGAGUCUGGCGAAAUGACCGGUCCUGAGGCGCCACGAUACAUCGUGGAGGCAAUAAAUUUCCUUGCUCCUCCAUCAAACAUCAUCAACACCGAUAUUAAACUCAUCGACUUCGACCAAUGUUUCCCUAUAUCGACGCCGCCUGAGGAGCUGCUAGGUACUCCGCUCGAAUUCCUGGCGCCCGAAGUCGCGGUCGGCCUGGCUGCUAGUCCCGCGAGCGAUAUCUGGGCUCUUGGCUGUUGCAUCUUCCGACUUAGAUCCGGAGAAGGCCCUUUCGAGAGUCCCUUUGAUGUCACCUGUCCGGCGGAUCUGAUAAGCUACAUCAUCCACACUCUGGGAGACAUGCCCCGCAAGUGGCACGAUACUACCCUGUGGGACUCUCAGGGGCGGCCGACAAAGGAUCCCAGCAAGGGGAAACCACAUAAGCAGUGGUGGGAGGGUGACGAACGAUCUUUGAAAGAUAUAGUGUACAAUAUAUGGGAUGAACCGAAGAGUCGUGUCGUCCAGACCGGCACGUCGAGGCCGGAGGAGAAAGUUUGGUUCAAACACCAACACCAACCAUUCCCAUCAUGCUUCUCAGACAUGGUGUGGAACCCAAAAGCCAUCAAGGUAGACAAUGUCUAUCUAUCCGGCUACAACAAUGAGUGGGGUAGGCGCCUGAAGGCACUGCCCAAGAUACCAGAGCACGAGGCUGCCCUGCUAGACGACCUCUUAUCAAAAAUCUUUGUUUACGAUCCGACAAAACGUCCCACAGCUACGGAGAUGCUUAACCACCCCUGGUUUCACCUAGACGGGCCAUUAGACGGGCCAUGA